UUGCAUUACUUUGUAUUUUUGCCGUGAAAUACUUAGAUUACGAGCUUGAAUUGAUAACAAAUGGAUUGAUACUUUCAACACACCUUGUUAGCAUCACUUGAUCCUACCUGAGUAGAUUGAUUUGUAUCUAAAGAUAUGUAAGUGCGACAACUUAAAGUAUAAGAUAAAUGGUAUAAGAGUAAGUUUCAUACAAUCAAGACCAAACAACUGAACUAUCUAGACAUGAAAAUUUCAAUUUUGAUCUUGUUUGUGAUUCUUCAACAGAUUCAACUUGUGUUCAACAGUGAACAUGAAUUGGCAAUAACAACUGGGUUGAUCCAAGGUAAAUCAGUUGAGUUUCGAGGUGUCACAGUUAAACAAUUUUUAGGGAUUCCUUAUGCUGAGCCUCCAUUGAACGAGCUACGAUUUUCCAAGCCUGUGCCAAAGAAACCUUGGAAUGGAGUUUUAAAGACUGACCAGUGGGGCAACCGUUGCUUACAGCCCAUUGUCUUAGGUUUAUAUGAUGGAAAGCAAACAUUUGACGAAGAUUGUUUGAUUCUGAAUGUUUUCGCCACCGAAGCAGCCAUAAAAGAUUCAAAGGAUGGUUCAAACAGUAAACUACGUCCUGUAAUGUUUUGGAUUCAUGGCGGUGGGUUUCUUUAUGGCUCUGCCAAUGAUUAUGUUUCAUUUGACGGCACAGCAUUUGUUGCAAUUCAAGAUGUUGUUUUGGUUUCGAUAAACUAUCGUCUCGGACCAUUUGGUUUCCUUCAUUUACCAGAAGCUCAAGUUCCUGGAAACAUGGGAUUGUGGGACCAAAACUUAGCCUUGAAAUGGGUAAAGGAUAAUAUCCAUUAUUUUGGCGGUGAUCCUAAUAAAGUAACAAUUUAUGGCGAAUCAGCUGGUUCACUGUCAGUUUCUGCUCACUUAGUUUCGCCUCAAUCUAAAGGCCUAUUUGCAAAUGCUAUACUGAUGAGCGGUGCUCUAUCAGAUUUCGACCGAUGGAUCUUCAAAGAUGUUGGGAAAACAUUUGCCACAAAAAUUGGUUGUGAAAACCAGGACUAUAAAUCAUGUUUGGAUUUAUAUCAUUUUGAUAAAUUCAAAGACACUCAACAUUUAAUGUUUUGGCCAAUUUCGGGUGAUGAAUUUCUUCCAUCUCAUCCUGAUCAAAUUGUUGCCAAUCACGGUGUUGAUCCUGAGGUUAAUGUUUUAUUAGGAACUGUUGGCAAUGAAGGAGCUUGCAUGAUUAUGUUCAAAGAUCCAAUCACUUUUAACCCAAACAAUCCUUUAAAUGUAUCUUUAUCUGACGCUAAAUUAAUUUUGAAGCACUUUUUCGGAGAAUCUUUGGUUAAUUUUUAUCUGGACAAAUAUUUCGCUCAAGUAUCACCUCAUGGUUAUGAUACCAUUAGAUUGAAUCUUGGUCAAGCUCUUGGUGACACGAUACUUACCUGUCCAACUUAUGCUUUUGGACGUGGUUUGGCCCUCAAUGGCAAUUCAAAUGUCUAUGCUUAUUAUCAAAGUCAAAGGCCUGCAUCUGGUCCGUUCCCAAUAUUUAGUCAGAGUAGUUGGCUACCAGCUACUCAUGGUGAUGAUAUACCUAUGGUCUUUGGUCAUCCCUUAAAUUCUGAUAAAUACAGUGCUGAUGAUGUUAUUUUAUCCUACGUAAUGAUGGAUAUUUGGGCAAAAUUUGCGAGAGAAGGAAAACCGCCAAAAAUUUCACAUCAAGAUUGGCUUCCUUGGAGUCAACGUGAAUCAUUUUCCUAUCCAACGAUGGAAUUGAAUGCAAAUAAAUUUGGCAUAAUUGAAACUAAACCAGCACAAUUUUGCUUCGACAAUUGGCCAUUUCCAUUCGAGAAACCUUAUUGGUUUGACAUUGAAUUGGGAAUUUUCGCCAAAAUGAAAGGGAAACAUGAUGAACUUUGAUUAAAUAUUGAAUUAUCAAAAUAUUGCAACACUUAAACAAUCCAGCUCCAAAAGAAAGACAAAUACAGUUCCAGAAAAAAAAUCAAAUAGUUGAAGUCAGAUGCGUUCAAGAAUAGAUUACUUCACAAUAACAACCACCAUCCGGGAAAUCAAAUAAAAUUCAAAUAGCAAUUUUUCUUCGUUCUUAGAACAAACACGAAAAUUUUGGUGAUAGAAGCACUUGACAACAUAUUUGGAACCACUGUGUUUCGAUUCUACCUCGUUAAAAAUUUGGUGAAGUCAAUUAAACUGUACUUGGCGUUCACAUAAAAUCACUUGCAAUCUUGUAAUAAAUUUUCAAUAUACAAUGGACAUUAAAAAGGCUUUUUCAAUAA
Molecule: messenger RNA, 2273 nt
Organism: Tetranychus urticae (two-spotted spider mite)
Lineage: Eukaryota; Metazoa; Arthropoda; Arachnida; Trombidiformes; Tetranychidae
Product: acetylcholinesterase
Biological process (GO): acetylcholine catabolic process; choline metabolic process
Cellular component (GO): plasma membrane
Molecular function (GO): acetylcholinesterase activity
Source: RefSeq, a predicted model, not a curated record